Molecule: messenger RNA, 1977 nt
Organism: Leguminivora glycinivorella
Lineage: Eukaryota; Metazoa; Arthropoda; Insecta; Lepidoptera; Tortricidae
Gene: Dus3
Product: tRNA-dihydrouridine(47) synthase [NAD(P)(+)]-like
Exons: 1
Coding region: 123-1892 (589 amino acids)
Biological process (GO): tRNA processing
Molecular function (GO): flavin adenine dinucleotide binding; RNA binding; tRNA dihydrouridine synthase activity
Source: RefSeq, a predicted model, not a curated record
UCGUUCAGCUCAGUGGCUCAGCUCGCUCUGACCUGAUUUAUAACCUAAUAGGAUUAUUAGCUUAUUAUUAGUAAUUAAAUAGUUUUCCUUUAAAUUGCUGUGUUAAAGGGCAAUUUAGUAACAUGGCUAAUACAAAUGCUGGAGUGUGUGGCAUAAAAGAGGAGUUUGUUAUCAAAAUGCCCGAGAAAAAUGGUGGAAAUGAAAAAGACACGAACUCUUGCGAGAAACGCAAACUAGACGAAGCUACCGACGAUAGUAAUAUAGAUAACAAGAAGACGAAAAGUGGUGAUAACAGGGAACAACAACAAAAACCUAGGGAAAGGAAACGGGGACAGAACAAGGCAAGACCAAAACCCUAUCAAGAUGACAAGCAAAGUAAGUCAUGCCCUAGCAUUGUUAAUAUAAAAUCGGCAGCUGACUUACAAACUUGCAAGUAUAACAAUUGCAAAUUUAUCCAUAACCCCUUAGAGUAUUUAAAGAAUAAGCCAAAGGAUUUAGGGGACCAAUGCCACUUGUUUCAACUUCGCGGUGAAUGCCCACGGGGCAUUGCCUGCAGGUUUGGAUCAAGCCAUCUUACACCAGAGGGCUAUAAUGUGGUAAAUGAAAUUAAAGCCAAAGAAUGGAAAGAUGACACGAAAAAUACUCUCCAAACAGAGCUUCAAAUAAGCUUACAAAAAAGAACCUAUAAUUUUGACCUGUCUGAGAAACUAGUCAAGGUUUUGGACAAAAGAAAAACGGAUUCAAAACCAGAUCAACAAACGAAGACAGAAGAUACUAAAAGUGGUGUUAUUACUGAUGAAGAUUUGAUCAAACUUUUACCUAGAGAAAGAAAGACUAUUGAUUGGCAGGAUAAACUAUAUCUCAGUCCUCUUACAACUGUUGGUAAUUUACCAUUUAGGAGAAUAUGCAAAGAGUAUGGGGCAGAUGUAACCUGUGGAGAAAUGGCUCUAUGUGAGUCUCUCCUCAAAGGAAUGAAACAAGAGUGGGCUUUAGUCAAAAGGCAUGAAUCAGAGGACUUGUUUGGGGCACAAAUAUGCGGAACCAAUGUUUGGCAAAUAACAAAAGUAGCUCAGUUGUUACAAGAAAAAACAGAACUAGAUUUCGUGGAUUUAAAUCUUGGAUGUCCUAUAGAUUUAAUUUAUAAGAAAGGAGGUGGUAGUGGAAUGAUGCACAGGUUGCCUACUUUAGAGGCUUCUGUUACCUGCGCAUCAAAGUUGUUAAGUAUACCAUUUACUGCGAAGAUUAGGACUGGAGUUUACCAAGACAAGAAAAUUGCUCAUACCAUUGUGCCCAAAUUGGUAGAAUGUGGUGCCUCCCUUAUCACCUUACAUGGGAGGUCCAGGGAAGCUAGGUACACAAGAUCAGCAGAUUGGGAGUAUAUUGAAACCUGUGCUCAAGCAGCUAAUCCUUGCCCUGUCUUUGGCAAUGGUGACAUCAUGAGCUAUGAGGAUUAUGUUCAAAGAAGAGAAAUAGCUCCUACAGUUAAAGGUGUUAUGAUCGGACGAGGUGCUCUAAUCAAACCAUGGCUGUUCACUGAAAUCAAAGAGCAAAAACUCUGGGAUAUCAGCAGCAGUGAAAGAUUCGACAUUAUAAAGAAAUAUACAAACUAUGGGCUUGAACACUGGGGCUCAGAUACCCAGGGCGUAGAAAAUACGCGGAGAUUCUUAUUAGAGUGGCUAUCAUUUUUGUACCGCUAUGUACCAGUAGGCCUCCUUGAGAGACCACCACAAAAAAUAAAUGAGAGACCUCCCAAUUAUUUUGGUAGAAAUGACUUGGAAACCCUAAUGGCCUCUGGGAACUGCCAAGAUUGGAUCAAGAUUAGUGAAAUGCUUUUAGGGCCUGUACCUGAUGGGUUCCACUUUCUGCCUAAGCAUAAGACAAACUCUUAUUAGGAUUUUUUUACCAUUAUGAUAGUAUUAUUGUUUAGCUUACAUAGAUAUAUGUACAAAUAUUACAAAUAAAUUUGUUUUCAUAACA